This is a messenger RNA of Microtus oregoni (creeping vole), 4271 nucleotides long. RefSeq names its product LMBR1 domain containing 2 (gene Lmbrd2). The record is from RefSeq and is a predicted model, not a curated record. Gene Ontology annotation, cellular component: membrane. Gene Ontology annotation, biological process: adrenergic receptor signaling pathway. Lineage: Eukaryota; Metazoa; Chordata; Mammalia; Rodentia; Cricetidae. Bases 257 to 2341 code for a protein of 694 amino acids. The transcript has 18 exons.
GUGGGCGGAGCUCAGGCUGACUGGGAAAUGUCAGCCUAUUGACUGGGUGAGGGUUUUUCUUUUCCCCGCGCCCACAGGCCUUCGGGUGACCAUCGCUGCGGUCGCCUCGGACCGUGUGUCUCCGACGCCGGCAGACUGCAGCGGACGCGAAGUUUCUCAGGCCCUUCCGGGCGCUGUCUGGAGAGAUCCGACGUGAACAGAUACGGUCCAGAGCUAUGCACGGAUCACUGUAGUUGGCGAUUGUGAGCAUUCAAUAAUGAGUGGAGCAGCUUUAGGACUGGAGAUUGUUUUUGUCUUCUUUCUGGCACUGUUCCUCCUUCAUCGAUAUGGAGACUUUAAGAAACAGCACAGGCUUGUAAUCAUUGGAACACUGCUCGCUUGGUAUCUCUGCUUUCUUAUUGUCUUCAUACUGCCGCUGGAUGUUAGUACGACAAUAUAUAACCGAUGCAGACAUGCUGCUGCAAAUUCCAGCCCUCCUGAAAAUAGCAAUGUUACGCGAGUGUAUGCAGCUGUCACCCCAGCUCCAAGGCAACAUCCAUGUUUCAAGCCAUGGAGUUACAUUCCAGAUGGAAUCAUGCCAAUUUUCUGGAGGGUAGUUUACUGGACAUCACAGUUUUUAACGUGGAUUCUGCUACCUUUUAUGCAGUCAUAUGCAAGAUCUGGAGGCUUUUCCAUUACUGGAAAGAUAAAAACAGCCCUGAUUGAGAAUGCAAUCUAUUAUGGCACUUACUUGCUGAUAUUUGGAGCAUUUCUAAUUUAUGUGGCUGUAAACCCACGUUUGCAUUUAGAAUGGAACCAACUUCAGACUAUAGGGAUAGCUGCUGCCAACACAUGGGGUCUGUUUCUUCUUGUGUUGUUAUUGGGGUAUGGCUUGGUGGAGAUUCCUCGGUCAUACUGGAAUGGAGCCAAAAGGGGUUAUCUACUCAUGAAGACUUACUUUAAGGCAGCCAAACUGAUGACAGAGAAAGCAGAUGCAGAAGAGAACCUGGAGGAUGUAAUGGAGGAGGUUCGUAAAGUAAAUGAAAGCAUUAAGUACAACCACCCAUUGAGAAAAUGUGUUGAUACAAUACUUAAAAAGUGCCCUACAGAUUAUCAGGAAAAGAUGGGUAGAAAUAUGGAUGAUUAUGAAGAUUUUGAUGAAAAGCGUAAUACCUACCCAAGUGAAAAAAGUUUGGUAAAAUUGCAUAAACAGGUCAUUUAUUCAGUUCAAAGGCACCGUCGAACUCAAGUGCAAUGGCAAAUUCUUUUGGAACAGGCGUUCUAUCUAGAAGAUGUAGCAAAAAAUGAAACUAGUGCAACUCAUCAAUUUGUUCACACCUUUCAGUCACCCGAGCCAGAAAAUCGAUUUAUCCAAUAUUUUUAUAAUCCUACAGUUGAAUGGUACUGGGAAUGCCUGUUGCGUCCGUGGUUUCACAGGAUCCUUGCUGUGCUUUUGUCCAUCUUCUCGGUGACUGUUGUGUGGUCAGAGUGCACCUUCUUUAGCACCACUCCUGUCUUAUCUCUCUUUGCAGUCUUCAUACAGCUGGCAGAAAAAACAUACAAUUAUAUUUAUAUUGAGAUUGCUUGCUUCCUUUCCAUCUUCUUCCUAAGUAUCUGUGUUUACUCUACGGUGUUCAGGAUUCGAGUAUUUAAUUACUACUACUUGGCUUCACACCAUCAGACUGAUGCUUACAGCCUUCUUUUCAGCGGCAUGUUAUUUUGCCGUUUGACUCCCCCUUUAUGUCUUAACUUCUUGGGAUUGACACACAUGGAUUCAUCCAUCUCUCAUCAGAAUACCCAGCCAACUGCAUAUACAUCUAUCAUGGGUUCCAUGAAAGUUUUAUCCUUUAUUGCAGAUGGAUUCUAUAUAUAUUAUCCUAUGUUGGUGGUAAUUCUCUGCAUUGCUACGUAUUUUAGUUUGGGAACCCGUUGUUUGAAUCUGCUUGGUUUCCAGCAGUUCAUGGGAGAUAAUGAUAUGACAUCAGAUCUAGUUGAUGAAGGAAAAGAAUUAAUCAGACGAGAGAAAAGAAAAAGACAAAGGCAAGAGGAAGGUGAAAAUCGAAGAAGAGAAUGGAAAGAACGUUAUGGACACAACAGAGAAGAUUCCACUAGGAACAGAAAUGUUCAUCCUGACCCCAAAGAAUCGAAUUUCUCAGAUACUGCUACCAAUUGGUCAUCCAAGUACACCAGGGCUAAUAACAGGACUGAAAGAGACCGAAUAGAACUUCUCCAGGAUGCAGAACCUUUGGAUUUUAAUGCAGAGACAUUCACUGAUGAUUCUCUGGAACCUGAGUCAGGAAGGUAUCAACCUGGUGGACGAUAUCUCUCCAUGUCUUCCAGCAUAAUAUUUGAAGAUAUCUAAAGUUUGAAGAAAUUCAUGGCUCAAGUAACCAAGGUCAUCGCAUCGGCUCAGCCUUUAUGAACAUGAUUGUGCCCUACAAUUCCUCUAUACUGUCUGUGAAUAGUAAGGAUAACAAAAAUGGCACUGAAAACAGAUCACAUCUUAAGAAUACUAGGUUAUUUGUUGACUAGAGUGUCAUCUUUUCUGAUAGGAUUUAUUGCUUACCAUCUGAAGUGUCUGCCUCAGAAGUGAGUUAAGUGGAAGGGUUUAAUUCAUGAUAAACAGAACACAGCUGGUUUCAAGUUGAUUUUUUUCCAGGAGAGUUCUUUCAAAGUCCAAGGAAGCCAGAAUUUUAUAAAUGUAAUUUAAAUUUGUUCAACCUACAUUUCCCAAAGAAGUGAAAGUGGACUGAGACCUCAGCUAAUUACUGUAUUUACAAAACCCAUGUCUUAAGAUAAGGCUUUCUUAUUACACACAACUGAAUGUAAACAACUCUUCCGAUCUGUAUACAAAUUAGUGGGAUUUUGCAUGUAAAAUUAGGAUUAUUCUUCAGUUGAUGGUGUUAGUGUCUUUAGCACGUGUAUUCUAACUGGGUGAUGUGGUAUUCUUUUCAUUCUUUGUGGUAACUGGAUCUUUUUAUGGUUUUGAUAUUAUUGCUUUGUAAAAGAUUUUUAUUUCAGAGAAAAAUAUUCACCUUUAGCAUUUAGCAUAAUGACUUGACACUGACCAUUCCAGCCAAAAAAAAAAUCAUAAAUAUUAAUGGUAAAUUAUUUAUUUCCAAAGAGAUCCCCAAAUGAUACCUGUUAAUACUUUUUAAAAAGAAAAUGUUUGGCUAUUCUGGCUAUUCAGAGGUAAAAAGAAAAAUAAUCCAUUUGUAAUUAUUGCUAACACUAAAAUUAUAGCUUAGGAAAAUCAGAAAAAUGUAUUAGAAUAGAAAUAUGUCAUAAUAAUUUCUUUGCUAAACAUGGUUAUUAUUUUAAAUUGGUUGUCUCAACCUUUGCAUUUAAGCCAAAGUUGGGUAUUAUGUUUUAAAGAGCCAGUGUUUUAUUGUAACGUGAACAUAGUUGAGUGCAUCAUGUUUGCAGGUAUUGUUUUAUGGUCCUGAAAUAUUUGUCUCUUACAGAAUCCAUUCUAUGUGAAUAACCAGACUUGAACUUUUCCAGACAGUCUUGCACCUAUUUUCCUUGCAGUUAUUCCUAGUGUUCAAGUGUUAUAUUGCCAUGUGUUCAGAAUGUAGUUCUAUGUAGGUACUGAAAGGAAGGAUGUAUCAUCCUCAUUAUUUUUCUUUUGUAAUGGUUGCAUUUUUGAUAACCUUUCAAAUAGAUCCCCCUUUAAACAAUUAUCAGUAGACAGAUUUACUCUGAAUUGAAGGUUGCAUAACCUGCUUAAUUCAAGGACACAUAAUGCAUAUAACCUUUUACUGUGAAAUGAGGCCAGAGGGCAGUUGACCAGAUAAUGUAAUGCUAUUUAUAAUUUAUGAUUGGUUCCUGGGAUACCCUGGGCAGAUCAUGGAACCUUUCAGUGCCUCAGUUUCUUCAUUUUCAGAAUGAAGGACAUUUGCUACUUACCUACUGAUCUACCUCACGAAACUGUUGUGAGGGGGUUAGGUUGGUGAUUGUGUGCUGGAGUUUCUCCUGGACUAUUUUGUUUGUGUGUACUUUUCUUUGAGUAGUCUUUUGAAGGUGAAAGGGACGAUUAUCACAGUAAGUAGGAGGUCUUUGAGAAGCUUUGAAGUCCCCAAAGCAAAAUGAACUAAUUUGUCUAAAGAUGCUGAAAUAGUUUCAUCAUUUGUUCUGUGGAUUUACUUUAAAAUAAUUUUCUUUAAAUACAUUUUUUUCGUUAAUUUUUUUCUUAAUACUCAGAUGCUGUUGUUGGAAUAGAAGGAUAAAAAGAGAAGAAAUGUCCAACUUUACAAUUGACUUUGCUAAUGCACUAAACAAAUUGAUAGGAA